AAUUGAUUGCCCAACCGUUUUUGCAACAAUAUUAAUUUCGUUUUUUUACUAUAAAUAGCAACAGAUGAACGGCCAAAGGGUGGUUUCUUUCUCUUCUGCUCUUCUCUCUCUCUUUCCACUUAUGGCAGCAACACCACUCGCCCGAGUCCACUCGGCCGCCACCCUCUUUGCUCGUUUUCAACUCGGUCCUGGGAUUCUGAGUCGGCUCAGCACCUCCUCUGCUCUCGUUGAGCGAGUUGUAAGUUCCCUGCAACUCCAUUUAUACAUUCAUAUGAUCUGUCUGGGGGUGUGUUCACUUCAUUCAUUCAUUCAUUUCGUAUGUGAAAAGCACAAGCAGAAACAGCCUUGAUAAUGGUGGUGGGUCUUCCAUUCCAAUCCCUUAUUGCUUCUCUCAUGGGUUCCUGACAUGGGUGCCUUGUGAUGUGAUCGAGCUACCAAUUUCGUUUCUGGAAAUAAGUUUUCUUUCUCUUAGCAGUAUUUUUUAACUUUCAUCCAGUUAAUCCGAAAUUGUGUUUGGCUGUGCAUAAUUGUGUCCAAUGGGUUCUGGUUGUUAUUGCCUUUUGGUUUUCCUUUCUACCGGAAUUUGUGUAACUUCACAUUGGAGAAACCCUCUAGCUUCCUUUUCUUUGUCGGUUUGGGUGCAUUAUGUGGAUGUAAAGGGUAGGAUGUAGAGAUGAGGGUAACUAAAGGAGGAAGGUUAGGAUGGGCCCUUUUAUGGAUGGAAUUCAAUGAAUGAUGGGGUACUGGUGCUUGGGCAGAAAAAAAAAUUUCUUGCCAUUUGACAUGUAUGGGCAUUCAUGUGUGUAUGUGUCCAUGUCAUGGAAAAGGAAGUGAUAAUUGAGACCUUUGUGAAUCCCCCCAUCUCAAAAGAUAUGUGGUUCCUUGAGAAGAGAAGGAAAGGGGAAAGCAAUAUAUGUGGUUUGGGAUGGAACUUGGACUGGAGUCAGAGAUGGAAGUGUUAAUUGCCUUUCAACAAGUGAGCCUAUUGGUCUAGAUAACUGUCCAUCUGAUUGAUAACAUCGUUUACAUCUCAAGGACUGUGUUACCAUUUUGUGCAUCUGAGCAGUAUAAUAGAAACAAAUAAACCAAGGUGGUAUAAGAGCUCGCGUGGAUGCUCAAAUUUGUAGCAAGUAAUUUGCUAAGGAGUUUUUGGCAAGAAGGGUUAGUCAAAGAAGUAGCUUUGAAGAGGAACUCACAUCUAUAGACUUGAAAUUCAAAGAUUCACACUGCUGCUUUCUAUAAGUGCAGGACCAGUAUAGAAACGUGUUGCAUGGUCCAAUUCCUAGACGAAUGGAAUACAAAGACUUAAUGUAGGAAAGGAUGCCUGGUUGCUUUGUCGUUAUUGUGGACUAUGGAGCUUACAAGCCCAUCUAUCUACCCUACAAUUUCGCUAGGGUAAGCUAUAUCAUGUUCAUCAAUCCACUGGACAUGUGGGUAUAUGAAGAAUGCCAAGCUCGUUGGAGGAGAGCAAUUAAUAAUUUUGAGUUGUAGUUGUUUGAUAGUGAAGUGACAGAAUUGAUCACUCUGUCUAUGAGGUCCCCAUGCUGUAAAUGUGGCUUGACUUGUGGACUGAAAUGCUUUUCUUUUACCUGUUGUUUUAAGGCCAGUAAAUAUUCAUGACAAAAAACCCUGUCCUGGGUAGCUUAUUAGUUAUUACCACUUCCCUGGAAUGAUGAGAGUGUCAGUUGCUAGAGAUCUGAACAGCUGUCUGAUGGUUUGAUACUGUUCAAAUGGAUGGGUUCUAUUCUUAAAUGAAUAAAGUUUAUGUUACUGGCCUGAUUUCUUCGGAAUAUUUGUGCUAAAGAUUAUGAUUAUGGAGAAUGUUGUUGUAGGAAUUGUUGUACUUUUUCUUUCUUUCCAAACUUUUGGUGUGUUAAAAUAGGAAGAUGCUAGUUUCCCUUGAAAUCUAUGGUUCUGGUACAAUUUCUAGCAGGAGUUCUGACUCAAGUGCUACUAUUGAUUGGAGAGGAGACGGUAAGAAUCUGCUGUUAAAGUUUGGAUUGUCGGAUAUGGUAUAUUCUUUACUGAUGUGGUUCUGAAUUCUUUUGGUGCUGUCUGAGUAGGAUUCUGCUUGGAUGGAGGCUGGUGGGUGAUUUUAUUACCUGUGCUGCAGCGGUGAAUUUGUGGCUGGUGGUGGGGGUAUUGUGACCAUUCGGGUGGCAUGUGCUAAGUGUUAUUGUCUUGGUCAAAAUGGGAAGGGGGAAGAUCCACAUGAAGACACCUCUGACAAAUUUAAUUCCACUUGUUUGCUUGGUGGGAAAGUAGAUUAAUCAUCUCGCCUGAAAGUGACAUCCUUUUUUUCUGGGACAAAGGACUCUUUUUUUUUUCCUGUUGGUUUUCAUCAUCUUCACUUCUGUUGUACCUCGAGCCCCCUUUAAAAAUUAGGCGGAGAGAGGUUGGUAAUCUGUUUUCCUUGAAGGGGACAUCAGAAGUUUCUCCUGAAACCUGUUGUAUCUCAAUUCUCAACUCUGGGUUCUGGAAGAAGAAACAGCUGCAACCUAAAGACUGAGGAAAAGCUUCCAACCUGCAAAGCAUAACAAUCAAGGGUCCUUCUGCAUUCCAGCUUUCCUGACUUUUGCUGCUUCAUUCCAGUUUGCUGUAAUUUGCUAUUUUGAACUAUGAAUGCUUAGAAUGGGAAUAGAGUAGGUGUAUUUGUGAAAACAACUGUAAAUGCGUCAUAUUGAAAAGAACAACACUUUUUCCUCUCAAUCUGUACCCACUACUUCUCUUGUUAUGGAGUGGAACUUGAAGGCUGCAUCUGAUUGGGACUGGGAUAACAUAAUUGGGUUCAGCUCUAAGGCAUGUGGCACUCAGAAACAAGUGAAGCACUUCUUAACCCAUGAUGAUGCUGAAGAAGGACUUGGAGGGAUGAAUAGUGGAUACCUCUAUUCACCUGGAUGUGGUGGUGGUUUUUCAGGCUCUGAUUCAGGACAUGGCUCUUCAUCCAAGAGCUCUGUGGAAGGACUUCCUGACCGUAUCAGUAGGAACCAUUUGAGCAUUGUGGGAAAUGUUGAGAGUGUUUCACCUGUGGAUGCUUCUGCCGGCUCUGGGGAACACGUGAUUGGUCUGAAGCUUGGUAAAAGGACGUAUUUUGAAGAUGUAUGUACACCUGGAAACACCAAGUCAUCGUCGUCCUCUUCUUCUGUGAUUGCAAGCUCCUCUGUUGCUGCACCUAAGAGAACUAGGGCCUCUUGUCAGAGUUUACAGUCUCCAUGCUGUCAAGUUGAAGGAUGCAACCUUGACCUCAAGUCAGCGAAAGAUUACCACCGGAGGCAUAGAAUAUGUGAGAGCCACUCAAAAAGUCCCAAGGUCAUUGUUGCUGGCCUGGAACGCCGGUUUUGCCAGCAGUGCAGUAGGUUUCAUGAGUUGUCAGAAUUUGAUGAAAAAAAGCGAAGCUGUCGUAGACGUCUUUCUGAUCACAAUGCACGCCGUCGCAGGCCUCCGCCAGAGGCGCUCCAAUUUGGUUCAACUCUGUCUACAACGAUAUAUGAUAACAGAAGACAGAUGAAUGCUAUGUUGAAUAGGGUCGCUCUACCAGCAAAAAGUUUCACCUGGCCAACUAGCUUGGGUUAUAAAUUCGCCCAAGCAGGAGAUUCUUUCCUUGGAUAUGUGAAGUCAGAAGGCAUGAGUAGGCAGAUGAGUGAUUUGUCUAACGAGUUGAAUGAUUCAACAUCUGCCUUACCAAUGAUCUCAGACAAGGGUCUGUCUUUCAAGGGCAGUUCAUCUCAGAUCUUUAGUCAAGGUUUGGAGGGGCCUGCAGUGACUUGUAACCUAGAGAUGAACCCUGAUUUAGGGGGUGCUCUCUCUCUUCUGUCAACCAAUUCCUCCUCCUGGGGUAUGAAUGAGCCUCCUGAUUCAGCUCCUCUGGACCAUCUGAUGCUCGCCAACGAAACAAGCCUGGGCCAGACGAUGAUGCCUGCAGAACCGCAAAGUUGGUCACUCUCAUCAUCAGAAAAUGCACCCAUGGAGUCGCGGGGGAACUUGUUUGAUUUACAAGACAAUGAAAGCAUCAGUUUCCAGCAGUUUCAGCCGUUUAAAACGCCUCAUCACUCCAACUGCUUCUACCCUGGUCAAAUGAACUAAGCUGUUGGAAAUGGUUUCUUGUCUUUCGUCAUAACCUUAAUGCUAGCUGAGGUCAGUAUGCUGAUCCAUGCUAUGGAUUUUACGCAUUGUAAUGACUGUGUACUACCUUAUUGGCAAAUGAGGUUUCAGUCUCGCAAGCUGUUGACAUGAUUGGUUCAGAUAUCUUGCAUCAAUAACAUUUCAGUUCAUGUGAAGCAGUAGUUACGAUAUGCUCCCGAAGCGAGUUGGUCAUUUGGCUUAAUCCAUGGUUACUCUAUUCAUGCCGUUCCCUAACGUUGGAGGGUUCCAUCUGUAUGUAUUUUCAGGUAUUGCCAAGCAAGCAAGAUUGAUCAACUUCAAUCUGCAAAGGGAAGAGACGGUGAUGUGACUGCAAAACUUGGUUAAGCAAGUUUCCGUCAGCAGGCCACAAACCCUAGCCCUAUUUCCCCACUCUUCACCCCUACUGAAUUGUUGUUUGCUGGUGAGAUCGGUUUCCCAUUCUAUGAAAACGUUUUGUUGGAUUCACCUUUUGAUAAUGGGAUGGCGAUUGGUUUCUCAUGUUUCCCUCAAUCAUCACUAAUCAAAUGAGGAAGGUUUACCGGU
Molecule: messenger RNA, 4665 nt
Organism: Linum tenue
Lineage: Eukaryota; Viridiplantae; Streptophyta; Magnoliopsida; Malpighiales; Linaceae
Source: the annotation of a GenBank genome assembly